This is a messenger RNA of Cygnus olor (mute swan), 4592 nucleotides long. RefSeq lists its product as uncharacterized. The transcript is spliced from 8 exons. The record is from RefSeq and is a predicted model, not a curated record. Lineage: Eukaryota; Metazoa; Chordata; Aves; Anseriformes; Anatidae. The coding region runs from base 2358 to 3269 and encodes 303 amino acids.
UGCUGCCAAUGAGUAAUGGUCCUGUGCUAUAUCUUGCUGUAAGCAUAUGAUUUUCUUUGGGUUUCACUGCAGAACAAACUUCAGUGGCUUGCAUUGCUGUUUUUACUUCAGCCCUGUCUCCCUUUUGGGGUGCUGGCCAGUGGGAGUUUUCCAGGGAAUGAAUAAUUGGGAUUGGUUUAGGUUGGGCUGUGUGGGCAGUUUGCUUUCAUUUCUCCAGCAUUGGUGUUGACUUGGAAGACCUGGUAGGUGCUCGUACAGAUCCUUUCUUUGGCGGCUCUCUUGAGCUGCGGUGCAGGAGAGUUGACACAGGAACCCAAUGCUUUUAGACUUGACUGUUGUGACUUUAGGAGCAUUCCCAAUGCUCCUCAGCCCCAUGCAGAGAUGUCUGAACAUGCUCCGUAAUAUUCAUGCCGCCACAUGAACUGCAAGUCCAGUGAGGAGAAAAGGGGCGCCGUGCAGAGGCCAUGUUCAUCCUUUGUGGCAGUCCUCGUGCUGCCUCCAGCGGGGUUUCAUUUUGGUAUAGAGUUGGCUUGUGUGACAUCUCUAGCCUGAAAAAUCCUUUUUUUUUUUUUUUUUUCCGCUGCGCAGAGACAUUCGCAUCUCCAAAUCCAGCGGAGCAGCAGGUAACAAACACCUCUCCCUGGGUGAUGGUUUGUGCAGCCAGUGGUUGGCAAGGGUGGGGCUGGUCGCUGGCACCAGGGUGCUGCAGGUACCGCAGCUGCUGUCGGUGCUCGGAGGCGCAGGCAGCUGCAGGAUUUCGCUGGUGCACGGGGGCUUCAGGGCGCAGACGGACAGGGUGAGUCAAUGCUGGGAGCUUUUUCCUUCCUCUGCUCUGGGGAAAAGUCGCUCUCCUCGGGAUGAGGCUGUGUCUGACGGGCGUUGGUUCUUAGCCUGUCCUGGAGCAGGGUCUGGCUGCGCUGGAGCAGCACCCUGUUCAGUAAGGGUCGCCAAACCUGGUCCAGGUGGGGUGGCUGCCCUGCUCUGGAAGGUGAGGGCCUCCAUUGCUUUCUUUCACUCUGCAUGAACACCCGCAGUGGCUGCUACACAAGCUUCAGCCAUGCCAGGUCUUUGGGCAAUGGUAUCUGAGCCUAAAUCAUAAGACGGGAGGGAAGUGUUUUAGUUCUUGUAGCACUUUUUGGAGUCACAUCUCCACUUUCCGUAGCUAAACCGGUAAAGAUUUUGAAUGAGAGCAGAGAUUUUCCUACAAUGGAGAGCAGGGUAUCGCAAAAAGCACCCAAACAGGUAGAACUUCCCAAACCGUGGGGUGAGCAGCAGGGCAAGGGGCUGGCUGACGGGAAGCUGUGCAGGCACCUCUGAAUUCAGAAUCCCGUGUGCCAAGGAUGUGGGUGCCGCCGUCCUGGGCUCGGAGGCUUCUUCAUUUGCAACAGCAUCAGCAGACUGCUGCGUGUUGCCAAGCAUCGGUAACUACCCCACGCUGGUGCUCCUGGCAGCUGCUCGCAAAUCUGCGUUACUGUGAGGCUGGAGGGUUACCACACCAACCAGCAGCACGUGGCCUCCCGGGGGGCUCCUGCUUGCCAGCCGCUGUGCCGAGCCCCUGGGCCCCAUCGGCGGCAGCCUCGGUGGUUUCGGAGAGCCUCUCCAGGCUGUGGGGGUGCCCUGGAUCCGAUCCCACGGGAAAGAGCACACUCGGGGGCAUCGGCCCUGGGGCAGGGAGCUCCCGGACUCCAUCUGUGCUUGUUCAGCCUCCUCUGGCUGCAGCCGGGACUGGAAGGGCCCGACACUUGCUCCCUGAUGCCCGGUAAGCACGGUGAUGGGGUUCUCUGGAGCACCCAGAGCAGGGCUGGGUACUGAGGGUGCCAGCAGCUUGCAAAGGAAGCAUCUCUGGAGAGACGAUGUGCCUGGCAGGGAAAAUCUGUCAGCCCAAACCCUCAGCAAAGCGGCUCCAGUGCUGAAUUAUUUGGUUAUUUACAUGCAGGAUGACUUCUGGCUGGAGAGCCUGUCGAGACAUCCCGGCUUGCAGUUUUCAGAGGUGCUGUUGGUGGGUAUUGUUACUGCCAGGCACUUCUUCCUGCCUGAGGAGCAUGUCCUACCACUACGGGGACCAAAAUGAGGUGCUGAACUACCUGGAUUUCCCCGGGUGUCUGGAAUAACGGCUGCAGAAUUUCCAGGGAGAAAGGUUCAAAAAAACAACCCUCAACAGGGACAGCCUCUUUCAUGUAACUUGUCCUGAUUUUAUUCCCUGUUCUGCUCCUUCCCCAAGCUGUGGCUGGGCAGACGCAGGGAUCUCGUGCCACCGUGACAGCGGCCACCGCUGGAGUGGGACUGUCCCCUGGGGCUGCCCAGCCCUGACUCUGCCUUUCCCUGCCAGGUUCCAGCUGAGGCUGCUGGUGGGGACGAUGGCAGGUCACCGACAGCUCGUCCUCCCCCUUCAAGGCCUGCUGCUCUGCGUCGUGGCUCUGCACUUCGGCUCCUGGGGCCCUCUUGCCACAGCAGAGCACGAAGCGGCCCCCAACGCCUCCUCGGUGGCCCCCAACGCCUCCUCGGUGGCCCCCAACGCCUCCUCGGUGGCCCCCAACGCCUCCUCGGUGGCCCCCAACGCCUCUGUGAACAGUACAGAAGGAACACUGCUCACCUGCCAGAGCUUCCAGUGCUCUGGGGAGAGGUGUUACCAGGAUGAAGCCUAUGCCAACGAGACGGCCACCUGCCACAACGAGACUUUCUGCGAGCUUUAUCGUUUCUCCAGCACAAACUACACAGCCAGGUGCAGCAGCGCAUGCGGCACGGAGCCGUGCAGGACCAACAGCAGCGUGAGCUUGCAGCAGUGCGCCCUGGAGUGCUGCGACGCCCCGCUCUGCCUGCAGCUCAAUGCCAGCUCCUACGGUGACCUGCCAGCCACCACCACGCCGCCCACCACCACCGUCGCCACCACCCCCCGGCCUCCCCCCCGAAAUGGGAAGGUCUGUGCAGCAUUCUCCUGCCAUGGGGAUGGAUGUUUCAAGGGGAAGAAGGCCACUGCUAGAUGCAUCGUUGGGUAUGACUUCUGUCAGAUGAAGAAGACUGGCCUGGAUUUUGUGGCAGGAUGCAGCAAAGCCUGCAAGGCUGCCAAGCCCGUCUGUGCUAAAGGCGUGAAGGCUGCCUGCUACCAGGAGUGCUGCCCCGCCACGCCAAAAGCCAGCUGCCUGAAGCUGGAUGGCAAAAUUCACGUCAACGGUGCUGGGCAGGUGCCUCUGGCCCCGCUCCUGCAGCUCCUGGCAUGCGGGGCUGCCCUUCUCCUGAACCGCGGGGUCUCCACUCCUCUCUGGCUGUAAGCGGCAGGCGGGGGCCCCACAGCCUGCCCCCUGCUGCUCCGUGCCACCGCACUCAAUAGGGUCCCAUCCCUCUCUGGCUUCAGCCACAUCCCUGUGCCAGGAGCAAGGGGCUCCAGAGCUUGAAGACGUUCCCCUACGCUGCUGGGACGGCGGAGGCUGGAUGGAGGGACCUCGGGUGUAGGAACAAGACUGCCUUAAAAACCAGAAACCUCUGUUUUGAGUGAAGGCACGGGGUCUGCUCUAGUUAAUAAUCUGCUUCUCCAUGCAGCCUUUCUGGACACCCACUUUGUGUUUAGUUUGUACUUAAUAGCUCUAAAACCUCCUGUCUGUUUAGGCACAAUUCUUAACUGUUUCAUCUCCACUUCUUAGGCAGGAAAAUGGGGCUGAGCUAAAAGUGGCUUGUGGUUUAGAUGACCCUGUUUCAUAUCUAUGAUUCUCUAUGCGUAAAGAUAGAGCAGAGACAGGAACAGGAGCCCGGGCCGUGACUUUCUUGCAUCACAGGCAGCUGGUGGGUAGCUCUGCGGGGGCAAGGUGCUGCCACUCCUUCAAGCACACAGUCUGCUGUCCUCUGUCACUGCUCUCUUUUAAGGGGAAAAAAAUGCAAAAAUAAAAAUAAUGUCUGUCCCCUGGCUCGCUAACUGGGUGUGUUCUGAGUGCCUGGGGGAUAGGGGGGGACCCCAGCCCGCAGAGCUGGGACUGUUGUGCUUCCACCAGCAGGAAGGCUUCGCUUCGGAAGCCCUUAAGCGGAGCUGCACGCAGCAGAUGUGGGACUGGACGAGAAGAGGCUGCCUGAAGCGAUAGCCGGCCCCUUCCACGUUGCAGGGCUGCCUCCAUCCGCCUGCAGUUCUGCUGCCUCCAAACCGCAGCACAAGGGCUGGGGCGUGUUUUUUUUUUUCUUUUCAAGCUUUUCAGGCCACAUGGGCAGCGUAUUGCUAGAAAGUGAAAACAGAAUGGAGCUCGAGCUUUUUUUCUAUUUCAAAAACAACAUUCACCAUGCCAUUUCUUGUAAGGAUAGAGGCUUGGAGGUCGCAGCAGAUAUUUUGGGCUGAUUUCCUUUCGUUUCCUCUUUGCAGGCUCUUGUCCAUUCUGUACCGCUGCAGGAGUGCAGAGGAGGGAGGGGAAAGGCAGGCGGCGAGCGGUGGCUUUAGCAAACACUGCUGCUUUUUUCAUAGCCGCUAGAGUUCGGCUGUCACUUCUGCAGCUGGGGGAAGAGCUGAUUUAGACCAAACUCCCCUCUGUUUAGUAUGCAAACGACUUUGUCUGGUGACAUUUCCUAGCACCUGCUUACACACUCUGCAGUAAUUAAUUUGCAUAAUUAAAGCA